Messenger RNA from Aureobasidium uvarum, 1392 nucleotides. Lineage: Eukaryota; Fungi; Ascomycota; Dothideomycetes; Dothideales; Saccotheciaceae. The record is from the annotation of a GenBank genome assembly.
AUGCUGUCGUCCCUCCGAGACAUGCUUCCCACUCUCGCUCUCGGGGCUCUGCUCUUGCCCACCACCCUGGCUGCUAUCCUCCCCCAAUACGAUCCCUUCUACAAUGCUCCUGCUGGAUACCGGAAUCAGGCUCCUGGAAGCAUUCUUCGUACCCGACGAGUCGUCACGUCCUACAUUGGUCUCAUUCCCGAUGGUGUGCAAGCAUGGCAAUUGCUGUACCGCACCACUGCUAUUAACGGCACCGCCAUCGCCUCUGCAACCACCGUCUUCAAGCCUCUCAACGCGAAGCUUGACAGCUUCGUCAGCUUCCAUACCGCGUACGACGGUUCUUCUGUGACCGGUGCCUGUGACCCAAGCUUCAACUAUCAGUUGCUCGCUCCACAGAUCGACCUGAUAUCCUCAGUCGAGUUCUUCCUGCUCCAGGCCUACCUCUUGGAUGGUCAUAUCGUUCAAUCGCCUGAUUAUGAGGGUCCCGAUGCCGCUUUCGGUGCUGGUCGCCUUGCUGGCAUGGGAGUCCUCGACAGCAUGCGUGCUGUCGCAAACUUCAAGUCUACUCUUGGCUUCACCACUUCUACUCCGAAGAUUGUUGGUUACGGUUACUCUGGCGGUGCUAUUGCCACUGGAUGGGCUGCUUCUCUGAUCUCAAAUUACGCUCCCGAGCUCAACGUCCUUGGCUGGGCUCAAGGUGGUACCCCUGCCAACUUGACCGGUACUGCUGUCUUCAUCGAUGGAACACUCUUCGCUGGCUUCCUCCCUCAAGCUCUUGUCGGUCUUUCCGCAGAUUCAGCAUACGGUGCUCAACUCGAUCCCGUAUACGACCGCAUCAUCACACCCGAUGGUCGCAAUAUCCUCAACGUCGCCGAACAGAUCUGUGGUGUCGAGAACCUGUUUACCUUUGCCUUCCAAUCGGUCCAAAGUACCAAUGUCCAGACUCUUGGCGACAAAGUCUUCUACGAACCAACCAUCGCUGGAGUCCUUGAGAAGAAUGUCAUGGGUGUCAACUCGGAUGAGACCCCCAAGGCUCCUGUCUACAUGUAUCACGCUACCAACGACGAAGUAAUUCCCUAUGCCAAUGCGACAACACUGUACUCUGACUGGUGUGCUGAUGGUGCUUCCGUUCAUUUGACCACCAUUGCGAAUGGCGGACAUGCGACUACUGAAAUCAUUGGUUUCGUAGGCGCAUUCAACUUCGUCAAAGCCGCCUUCGCCGGUACCGUCGCCAGUGGAUGCUCGACCUCGACGGAGUUGGCUGAUACUUUGGAUCCCCUGGCACUCGGUGUCUCUCUUGAACCUGUGAUUGUGCAAUUGCUGAACGCAUUGGCAGUGGCUGGAAGAAAGGAUAUCAACAUUAAGAACAACAUCCAGACCCUGAAUGAGACUGUUGGUGCUUGA